This is a messenger RNA of Pieris napi, 2131 nucleotides long. It is a transcript of the gene spz4, whose product is annotated as protein spaetzle 4. Bases 70 to 1452 code for a protein of 460 amino acids. The record is from RefSeq and is a predicted model, not a curated record. The transcript is spliced from 5 exons. Gene Ontology annotation, molecular function: Toll binding; growth factor activity. Gene Ontology annotation, cellular component: extracellular region. NCBI's taxonomy places the organism in Eukaryota, Metazoa, Arthropoda, Insecta, Lepidoptera, Pieridae. Gene Ontology annotation, biological process: central nervous system formation; innate immune response; regulation of Toll signaling pathway.
GGACGUAGCGGCGUGCGGUCGACACAAUGAGACAAAUCGCGGUGGUCGCAGUGAAAGUUUCUUAGAGAAAUGCGUUUGGCGCUCGCCUUUCUGUUUGUGGUGACAUGGCGAGACGUGGUUGGCUUGGACUCGGCCAGCUCGUGUGCGCGGCCGCAUCGGACCACACGUGGACUCCCGGACGCACCAUGCGACCUCAGCAAGCUGAGCUAUUGUACAACGCCAGGGAACAGCUAUCCAUGGCAUGCGAUACGGCGAUUCGUUAGAGAAAAUCAGGGACUUAUGAAAAGAAUGUACGGCGAAGAACGUCACAUAGCAGUGUUGAAAGCUGAAAUAGAAAACUUUAUUGAAGAUGACGAAGACGACAAGUCGAAAGAAUUCGCUGAAGAUAUAAUUAAGACAAAAAUAAAGUACACAAAGAAAACACAUCGAGGUAUAAAAGAUAAACCGCAUUUUAGACCGAUACAAACUGAUAAACAAAAAAAAGAAAACGAUACAUUACGAGUUAAACCACUACACACUUCAAGCAAUAAAACUAAAAUUGAAAAUAAAAAAGUGGAGAAAGUAGAAGAAAAUGAAACUAUAGAUGAUGCAGAAAUAUCAUAUAAAACAAAACUAGAAAGUAUUGCAAAUAUAGAAAUUAACAACCUAGCCCCAGAUGUUAUAACAUUAGAAGCCGUCAUAAAACAAAGUAUCGAAACAAAUAGUAUUUACCCAAAGGUAUCUAGUAAUUCUAAAGUUGAGGCUUUAAAAUUUGAUAAUAAAUCAAAGGAUGAAAGUAAUGUCACUAGUAGUACAGAAAAAGUUAAUUCAACGGAAACGACAUAUGAUCAAUACGAUGAAAUAACAACAGAAUCGAAAGACAGUUGGAAAACGACGGAUACAUCGACUCUCCCACCGACACUUCUGUUCUCUGAGCAUGAAAAAGUCAAAAUAACUGAUCGUAUAGAUACAAAAGUAAAUGAAAAGAAAGAAGAAUUUCACCCAAAACCUCAAGAGACAAUACGACCUGCAGUAAUUAAGUUGCGAGGAGCUAAUGCAUGCGAGUCAAAGGAGGAGAUGGCAGCUCCGUUCUGGGCGAAUAGCACUCGCGGCGAAGUCCUGGCCCUUCUCAACAUGUAUCCUUUCGAGCAGUACAUACAUUUGGAGACCUGCGUACACGAACACAAACAGAUGUAUUGCAGAGAAGGAUGCAGAUGUGAGCAGCAGUAUCGUAUUCACCGACUUCUAGCGUAUGAUCCUCGCAACGAGUGCCGUGGUAUAUUCGCCGACUGGUUCAAAUUUCCUGCGUGCUGUGUUUGCAAGUGCUAUGAUGUUCCAUUGGAGUUUAGAGCCCGGUCUCCAAGAAUUCUUCGUCCUCAAUAUGAUGACGAUGUCAGAAGGAUCAUUUAUGAAGACGUGGCUCGCGAUUGGUACUCGCUAUCCUACGACGACGAAGAUGAUGACUUUUAUUAGGAGUUUUUAACACGUGCAUACACUUAAUUACGACAAUAACAUUAGAUCGUGGUAUUUGAAAACAUCUUAGUUUACAUCAAAUGAGACUAUAGGCAUUGUAUGUUAGGUUCAGUUUCCUUUAAGCGUUAACAGAACAACCUGUCACCCGAACAAACUGACUCGCUAACUCACUAUAGAACUGUGAGACGACUAAAACGUCACCAUAUCCUAGAGCUAGAAUACCAGCUAUAGCUCUAGGCAGAAGAUGAGUAGAUACUUCCAAGUCUUCCAUGGGAAGCCACUCCAUAUCUCCAUAUGACAGCACCACAGAACACAUUUGCUCAUAGGCAUUGCAAAUACGUGCAGAAAAAGGGAUCCGUCAAAAAUAUGUAUAUCUUUUGUAUGUUGUACUGUACUUAUUCAACAAAUAUCACUUGUCCUUAAAUUCAUCUAUAAGAUGUUUUGUUUCUGUACAAAUCCCAUAUAACUAUUAAUAUAUGAGAAAAUAUUAACAUAGAUUUCUAUUUUUAAAGUGCCUUAUAUGCUCUCCAAUUACUCCAAUUAAGUAGGUUAAGAAAAUAUGUGAAUAGUUGUAUUAAGAUACUUGUUAUAUAAAUAUAUAAAUUAUGGUUUACUCAAUAAAUUAAAUGUAAGGCUAGUGAAGUUGUAAAUUUAUCAAUUAAAUGAUCUAUAUUUUUAU